UGGCAUGAGUUCACCCGCCAGACAGGUGCUUUGCUGGGCAAGCCCCAGCGUUUGAGAGCUCUUGAAAACACGCUUUUUUCCCAAACGUGGUGUACUCAAAAAGGCGGGGCAUAGCACCGAGUGAACACGGGCGUCGAGGUGACCGAUAGCGUUUCCCAGCAACCCUGGAACACGCCGACAACAGCCUGCGCCAGGCUGACCUGACAGGAAAUUGCUGCUACAGAGGCUCUCAAUUGUGAUGUCACUACCACGUCCUCGCCGCAUUAUUUUCAGUGAGCGUUGUAGCCUGCACUUCCUGUGAUUUUCUGCUCCUAAAAUACCCGCGUUGUUUACAGUCACCCUUCUGUGAGGGAAUAGAAUGUCAGGGGCGAAGGGCGAGGGGCACUUUUAAAACACUUAUAAACCAUAAUUAAACCAGCACUGGCAUCAAAGGGUUCCUGCUGCCAAGAUAUAUAUUUUCCUUUUCUCGCAGCGCUGCAUUCCGAUUUUUACAGCUGUGAAAUUCUAGGCAAAGUUUGGAUAAGACCGGUUUAUUUGUCCAGCUUUUUUUUUAUUUGUUUUUUUCUGCCGACCGUUAACGGGCUAAUUCGGCUUCGUCCUCUCCUGUCUGUCACUCGCGCAUUCAUCGUUCCUUGCUUUGAGCGUCCAUCAGAAUGCCGCUGGGAGUCACACCUCCCGCCUCUGAGCUGCUUUUUCUUCCUUAGCCGUAAACCACUAGCGGUUUCCUGCCCGUUUCCACAAGCCUGCAGGCGUGCUCGUGUGGAUGCUAUUUGGAAACUCAAUCCUCAAUUUGAUACUGAAUUAUGCCGGACCCCAUUCCUCCUGAUUUCCUGUAAUUCUAUACCGGCGGGGUAAAAAUAUUAGCAGCGGUUCGGCGAAGGAGAAACUUUAGACACGUUGCUGCAGCCUGAAGUAGCGCUGGGGCUCCUGACGCUCUCAAGCAGAGGGUGUGCAGUUCUGUGGAGUUUGAGUCUGAAACCGUGAGGAGGGCUGCUGCAGUAUUUAUUCGGCAUUUAUUUAUUUAUUGAUUUAUUUCCUGUAUUUAUUUCUGACGGUUGGAUGUGUGCGGGAGGGUGUGAAUGCGAUGAGGUCGGGUCAGCUGAGCGCUCUGGCUCUAAAGUGGGGGCGGCGUGGUUCCCAGUGGCCGAGCGUGUUCUGGCUCCUUAAAGACACAGACCAUUAGGAUUUCUGCAGUCUCGCGGGCUGUUCCUUCCAGUUGUGCUUACACUUCAGAGUUCAUCUGACCUCCCCUGGCUAAUAACUUCAGCGCUGCUCCAGGAGGAAUGUAGGCUGUCGCUGGAGCUAUUCUGGCAGCCUGCUGAUGAUCGUAAUCACGGACCGGGAAUCUAGAGCCGCCUCCUCGCUCCGUCUCUCUCCUGUGGAUUUCGCCAUGCUCUCCGCGCCGCCCUCCGGAGCCAAAAGCUGAGGGACAUGGCGCGGAGUCUGCGCCUGCACUUUGCGGCCAGGAGGAGCAACACGGACCCCCUGUCGGCGAGCUGCAGCCUGGGCGAGGGCGCCGGCCCCCAGAGCUUCGCCCCCCAGAGCGUCCACAUGAGGAUAGCCCCGGGGCAGCUGGCUCCCCCUCCGCGGUCUCCCCCGUCCGACUCCGUGCCCUCGGCCAGCGCUGGCUGCUGCAUGAAGAGCACCCUGCAGAUCUCCCUGCAGCCCUGCGGGCGGGGCGAGGGGGGCCCGGACGGCCCGGACGGCGGCCCCCGCAGCGGGGACCUGGCCCCAGGCCCGGACAGCGGCCCCCGCAGCGGGGACCUGGCCCCGGGCCUGGACGGCGGCUCCUGCGACAGCAGCACGGCCAGCGACGGCGGGUACUGCAGCAGCGGCAGCAUCUUCGAACCCGACGCCCCCGAGCGCACCCGCGUGCCCCUGAGGCGCUGCUCCUCGCUGGUCAUCUUCCCCCGCAGCCCGUGCAGCACGCCGCCCGCCUCGCCCGUCAGCCCCGUGGCCACGCCCCUGACCGUCGCCACGGCGCCAGCACGGGGCUCCUUUCAGACCUCCCACCAGGUCCGGCUGUGCGCGGGCGAGCCAGCGCAGGAGAGCGAGCGUGUGGCCCCCAGGGGCCAGGUGGCCUCCGCCAUUAACGGGCUGCGGCUGUCUAAGAGCAGCGGCCCCGGGGCGGAGCUCAGGGACGCCCGGCCCGUGCCCGCCGCCCCGCCCCGCUCCGAGCGCCGCUCCAGCGUCCUGCUGCACUUCGCCCAGCCAUGCCCGCCCGCCCAGGACUGCCCCGAGCCCCGCCCCGAACCCCGAUACCGCCACGUCAAGCUCUACCGCAGCUCCUCCGCGUGCCAGCCGACCGAGAGGACCCCCGCUGCCAGCCAGGGGUGGCCGGACUGGGGCCAGAAAGGCUCCCAUCAUGCACUGCAGCGGAGCAUCUCUCUGGAAGUGCCUCACCGUAUCUCGUGCCAUUUUGGCUCCAUGAGCGGCCCCCCACACGUGCACAUUCAUGUGUCCCACAGCGGAGAGGGAAGUAUCGGCGCCUUCCUAAAUAGCGCCAACGCAAACCGCAAACCUGACCAUGUUCACAGCGUCCCGGGACAAAAUGCCAGGACACGGGAUGACUUCCUGGGACAGGUGGAUGUGCCACUGGACCACAUUCCGACAGAAAAUCCUAACAUUGAAAGGCCAUACACAUUUAAGGAUUUUCUACUUCACCCAAGAAGUCACAAGUCCCGGGUUAAAGGACAUCUGCGACUCAAGAUGACGUACUUGCCCAAUGCCAACGGCUCGGAGGAGGACGGCACGGAGCAGGGCGAGGAUUUGGACCCUGGCUGGGAGUUUCUGGAAGGACAGGACAUGUCUGGUCCCCAGCACAAUCAGCAACUUCCUGCACUGCCCCCUGGCUGGGAGGAGAGACAAGACAAUCUGGGAAGAACCUACUUCGUCAAUCAUGAGACCCGAACCACACAAUGGCAUAGGCCCACAGUCCUGGACAGCCAGCAGGAAGCGGAGCGGAGGCAGGCCAAUCACAUGGAGGCACAGAACGCCUUCACCGCCCGGCGACAGAUCAAUGACCAUGCGGAUGGCCCGCAGCAGGACUCUCCAGAGACCUGGGAGAUCAUCUCGGAGGAUAUGAACACCUUCUGUAACGAAAUGAGCCAACUGCAGGCCUCCGGGUCGAUCGGCAGCUUCCGCCACGCCUCGCUCACGCCGCAGAGUCAAACCAGUCGCCGUGGCCGCAGUCAAACGCUGUCAGGAGAGGAACGUCCCACCCCACCUGUGUUCGUCCCGACCUCGACGGGGCUGCCGCCAGGCUGGGAGGAGAAGCGGGACAGCAAGGGCAGGCGUUACUACGUCAACCACAACAGCAGGACCACCACCUGGACCCGCCCGCUGGUGCAGACGAUUUCGGAGGCCGCGCAGGUGGCGGUGCCCCAGGCUGUUGCUGGGCUCCGGCCCUCCCAGCCUGCCCAGGCCUCCCCAGAGACGUCCCCGCAGCACUCCCCCAGCCCCCUGCCCAAAAUCAAGGCUGGCCUCAUGCCCCCGGGAUGGGAGGUCCGCAGCGCCCCCAACGGCCGCCCCUUCUUCAUCAACCACAACACCAAAACCACCAGCUGGGAAGAUCCCAGGUUUAAAAUCCCUGUGCAUAUGAGAAGGCGACCUUCACUGGACCCCUCCGACCUUGGACCACUCCCUCCUGGGUGGGAAGAGAGGGUUCACAGUGACGGAAGGAUGUUCUACAUAGAUCACAAUACUAAGGCCACUCAAUGGGAGGACCCCAGAUUACAGAAUUCAGCCAUAACUGGACCAGCUGUGCCUUACUCUAGAGACUACAAGCAGAAGUAUGAUUUCUUCCGGAAGAAGCUGAGGAAACCGGCCGACAUCCCCAACCGCUUCGAGAUGAAGCUUCGGCGCACGGCCAUCAUGGAGGACUCCUACAGACGCAUCCUGUCCGUCAAGAGGGCUGACUUCCUGAAGGCACGCCUGUGGAUUGACUUUGAGGGGGAGAAGGGGCUGGACUACGGCGGCGUGGCCCGGGAGUGGUUCUUCCUCAUCUCCAAGGAGAUGUUCAACCCCUACUAUGGGCUGUUUGAGUAUUCGGCCACGGAUAACUACACGCUGCAGAUCAACCCCAACUCCGGACUCUGCAAUGAGGACCACAUGUCCUACUUCAAGUUCAUCGGGCGAGUGGCCGGCAUGGCGGUCUAUCACGGCAAGCUUCUAGAUGCGUUCUUCAUUCGGCCCUUCUACAAGAUGAUGCUGCAGAAGCCUAUCGCCCUGCAGGACAUGGAGUCUGUGGACAGUGAGUACUUCAACUCCCUGAAUUGGAUUCUAGAGAACGACCCAACAGAUCUGGACCUGAGAUUCACCGUUGAUGAGGAACUCUUUGGACAGACUCAUCAGCAUGAGCUGAAGCCCGGGGGAGUGGACAUUGUGGUCACGGACAAAAACAAGAAGGAGUACAUCCACCUCGUCAUUCAGUGGAGGUUCGUGAAUCGGAUACAGAAACAAAUGACUGCUUUCAAAGAGGGAUUUUACGAGCUGAUACCUCUGGAUCUCAUUAAGAUAUUUGAUGAGAAUGAGCUGGAGCUGCUGAUGUGUGGCCUUGGGGAUGUGGACGUCAACGACUGGAGGGAGAACACCAAGUACAAGAACGGCUACUGCGCCAACCAGCCCGUCAUCCAGUGGUUCUGGAAGGCGGUGCUGCUGAUGGACGCGGAGAAGCGGAUUCGUCUGCUGCAGUUUGUGACCGGCACGUCCCGCGUACCCAUGAACGGGUUCGCUGAGCUGUACGGGUCCAAUGGUCCACAGCUGUUCACCAUUGAACAGUGGGGUACGCCUGACAAACUGCCCAGAGCCCACACUUGCUUCAACCGCUUGGACCUUCCUCCAUACGAGUCAUUCGAGGAGCUGAGGGAGAAGCUCCACAUCGCCAUCGAGAACGCGCAGGGUUUCGACGGCGUGGAUUAGGGGGCGUAGGCGAGAGUAACUGAAGAAGCACUCUAAUUGGUGGACACCGCCGGACACCUCCGUACCCACGCAGGCACAGCACAUCGGCUGUCAAUCAGAAUCUAACGGAGGAACGCAGGAGGCGGGCUGUUUCCAGAACGCUAAGCACAGUUCUCCCCCCGGCUGCAUGUUCUUAACGGGCCUUUGGGGCUUCAGUUAAAUAGUGAAGAGCUCAGAUAUAUCCCUCCAAUCAGACAAAGCCUUCCUUUCUCUGGUUGUCUCUUCUUUACAAAAAGGUUUACAGAACUCGGGCCUGGAUGCAGUCCUGCCACACAGAGCUUUGUGCUUCAUUCACAAACAUAUGCAAGCGUUUCCUUUUUUUGUUGUUGUCACUAACGCCACAUUAUUAGUUUGUCUCAAUAAUGGAAAAUUUAAAAAGUAGCAUGAAAAAUGGAAAAAGUACACGAUGCUCCGAGAUGCUUGUAUUUGUGUAGUUCAUAAUUGUACAGUUUAUGUUAAUGUGUAUGUAUCUAUACAGAUACACAUAAAGAAUGUUCAUAAAUGUAUACUUCUCUAUCCUUGAAUAGGUCUACUAUUUUGAAAGGGGCAUAUAAGCUAUAUGGAUUCAUAGGCUGACCUGGAGAAAUACAUUUGGUCUUAUGCAGUAGAAACUGAUAUUUUAUCAGAGUGAAGGAUGGCCAGUGUUUCGGAACAACCAGGAGAUCCGUCAAAUAAUAUCCAAUAGCAGUCUUACAAACUGAAUUUCCUUUAGUCUUGUGAUUAUCUUUAAUUGGCUGACAAUGUAUCCAUCUUUUCCAGUGUCUUUCCAACACGGGUUUACAGUCACAUUUAAAAGUCAUGCGCUGCACUUUGAUUGUGGAUUACUGAAAGUAUUGGCUGCUCUCUGAAUCAGGGCUCUGCAGCACUGUGCAUCUGUUUAAGUGGUGGUUAGUUUACAUCUGUGUAAAAUAUGUAAACACAGUGGCGGUGAGUCCUGAGAAAUGAGUGGGAAAACAUGCUUUUAAAAAAAAAAAUAAUAAUAAUAAUAAAUAAAUAAAAAUUUUGAUGAUUAAUCACCACAGCUAUUAAACAGGAUGUCUCCUUAGCAACACAUUCCUGUGUUUGGGGUUGUUGCAGGACAGUACCCUCUCUGCACUCGAUGUGAAAUCAUUUUAGUUCUGUCAGUUAAGAUGCGUUGCAUGAAGAGUUGAAUUGCAACAGAGGUCACUUUGAACUUUUAAUCAGUGUUUAUUUUAUUUCAGUUUACGUGUUUCGUUUUCGUUUUUAAUUUUGCCCUCCCAUGUUGGAAAGGUGAAUUCUAUUGGUAUGCCUUUGUCACCACUGCAACAUUAUCUGUCCAUUUGGGAGAGAUAUCUGUAGACGGGCACACGUCGGCGCCGAGGGCGCGCUGCCACCCAGCGCUCUGUACACUGCGCCAUUUUGUGCCCCGCUGGCACGGGUGCCUCUCCUGGGGAUGAGACGGACGACCCUGCGCUGGCUAAAACGCUCCCUGUAUGCUGACGCUGUCCUGCGAGUCUGCUGGUCUCAGUUGGCCCCAGCACGGUUGCCGUUAGAUACCAGGUCACGGUGUGGCACUACACUAAGGACCAGUGCUUAUGCAGGACAAGCCCCCCCCCCCCCCCCCUGAGGACAAAUCCCAAUGGCUUGUGUCUUACUGUCAUGACUAAAAUAAUUUUUCUGAUGUGCUAAGUUAACACUGUCGUUUCAGAUGCAGAUAAAAUUGAAAAGCCAGCCAAAUGGCAGUGAGUUUCAUUUCAUUUCUGUACUCAUUCUUUGUAUCGAUUAAUUAAAGUCAGGUUUUGGAUAGUUGUCAAAGAGUGGAGGUUCUCUACCUCUUCUGCUUGUAGUUGACUAGUUGUCACUAAAAUAUAACUAUUGUACUACGUUUUUUCUUUUGUAUUACUUAAUUUUAUGGGUUUCGAUGUCUAUCAUUUUAAUUGAACAUAUGUUUACACUGUCCAGUGUUUGAAUUCUUCAUUUUAUUUUCUACUGUCUUCUAUGUUAAACGUUUUGACUUUUUAAAAAAAUUUGUGCUAAAGAAUGGAGCACUUCUGCUAUGACUUUUAGUUUUCAAAUGUUUUAUCAUAUGAAUGUUUUCAUAUUUCAAUAGUGAAGGAUUACUUUUACUUUAAAAUUCUAGCUCUCAAUUGAACAUUUGACUAGAAAAUGUUUACAUGUAAACCUUGCUGAAAAUAAGCAAAUACUUUCUUUUUACAUGUAAUUUACAAGACUGUUAAAUUACGAUGCCUUUGUAUAAUAAAUUGUACUAUACAAUAUUUUGAAUAUCAGAAUUAUAAUGCAUUGAAGUAUAUUCUUAUCAUUGGGGAGUAUAGUUUUUAAGGCCCUAAAGUACAAUAUAUUUAAUAUUUCAGACAAAAUUAAGAAAAAUGUAUAUAUCAUAAAUAUGUUGAGUACAUAUGAUUCUGGCAUAUAAGAAAUGUAUUUUGUAUUAAUUGAAUACGUUACUGUACAGUAAUAUUUCAUUAACUUGUUAAAAUAGAUUUUAACAUCAAAAUUGCAUGUCCAUGUAAAUGGUGGCAUAUUUUGAAAAAUAAACAGAAUGUGACUUUCA
This is a messenger RNA of Anguilla rostrata (American eel), 7492 nucleotides long. RefSeq names its product E3 ubiquitin-protein ligase NEDD4-like. The coding region runs from base 1432 to 4920 and encodes 1162 amino acids. Gene Ontology annotation, molecular function: ubiquitin protein ligase activity; sodium channel inhibitor activity; protein binding. Gene Ontology annotation, biological process: ubiquitin-dependent protein catabolic process; protein polyubiquitination; receptor internalization. The record is from RefSeq and is a predicted model, not a curated record. The transcript has 25 exons. Gene Ontology annotation, cellular component: cytoplasm. NCBI's taxonomy places the organism in Eukaryota, Metazoa, Chordata, Actinopteri, Anguilliformes, Anguillidae.